Messenger RNA from Eimeria maxima, 452 nucleotides. RefSeq lists its product as hypothetical. The annotation marks the transcript as partial. The transcript has 2 exons. Lineage: Eukaryota; Apicomplexa; Conoidasida; Eucoccidiorida; Eimeriidae. The record is from RefSeq and is a predicted model, not a curated record.
AGCUAACGGACGAGAUUUCGAGUGGAAAUCGGGACGGCCCUUCGGCAGGAGACCUGACGCUCUCCUCGCCGACUUCCAGCCAAUCGUCACAAUUUGUAGAGUCAGAAGACUCUGAAUCGCUCAGUGCAGACAAAUGGCGACUGGAAAACGGUUGUACCCAUAUUCUUCUAAUGCACAUGCUUAUAAUCAUGACGACGGCUGCAACAGAUGCCCAGGCAGCCAGGAUUAGGUACCCCGCAGAACGAUAUCGGCAGGAUCGCAGGUGGCAGCCACCAGAGGAGAGCGGUGAUGUCAAUGGUGGCCUCGUUAAAACAUAUCUAUUUGGAAUAAUGGAGUCUUCAAGAGCCAGAUCGCUCGGUUCCCCCAGAAUAGCCGUUGCGGAGAAUAUGGUGUUGGCAGCAGGUUACACGGCUGUUCAACUUGCAGCUGUUCUAAGUGAACGUAACAACUAG